CUGAUAAUUUUAAGGCUUCCCGUAAAGCUGUAUCGUACAAUCAACCUUCAAGCAUUAUUUUGAAAAUGAUAUUUUGUGGGGAACAACUGAGCGAUAAGCAUUUCCAAGCAUUCGAAAAUUCAUGUGCAAGAUUUUAGUUAAAUUUGUGGCAAGAUCAAUGAGUGCUUAUUUUGCUCUUCACAAUUAAAUCAAAUGCACUAUAGUUUAGUUAUUUGAUUAAAUUGCUUAGCAAAAUUAAAUAACUAAUAAAUCAGUAUUAUUUGGUCAUGUCGCGUAGCAAGGAAGACGAACUGUUGGAGGAGCGUAUCGAAAAAAUUCGGCGAAAGAAUGAAGAAAUAAAGAGGCGACAUUUGGAGGUGGAAGCGGACAAGCGGCACGCGGCGAAGCUGAACGCGCUGGUGCAGCCCAAGGCCCCCUCGGAGGACUGGACGUCCGCGUGGUCGGCCCCGGGGGCCGGCCCCCGGCGCCAGGGCGCCCCGCCGGAGCAGCCGGCGCCCGAGGCCCGGAGGCGGCGCGAUCUCGAUGGGACGGACGGCCAGAGGACGCCCAAGCAGAAUGGGAAGUGCUACGUGUUCACCGAGGUGAACGGCCCACCCCCAGACCCCGUGUACAACUUCCUGGCGGACUCCGAGCGAGAGCCGGGCAGGGAGGGGGCGGAGCGACGGGGCAGCCGUCAGGCGGGGGCCAGGGGAGCCUCAGGCAGGCCGCGGGGCCGGGAGAGGGCCCCGCCCCACAAGGAAGUAAGGCGUAACAACCACCAUGCAGAGUACGAAGCGUGGCGUGCCGAACGCAACCGCAUCGAUCAGGAUCGCAUCAACCGCCAGAAGACUGCCGAGGGCCUCUGGCGCCGCGAGUGGGACAACGAGAAAGUCACGCAAGAUUGUAAAGAGGAUGAAGGCUUAAAUGAACCCGUUAGUCAUCCAUCUCAAGGACGUUUUGCCAGCGGGAGAUUUAACUCUGCCCCUUUAGAACGUGAUGGCGAAUCGGCAAAACUGCCAGAAAGAAACCCACCUGCAGGCAAGCGGAAUAUCUGCAAGGUUGACGGGACGCUGACCAUUUCGAUUGCCAACGAUGCUUCUCUUCCCACAACUGGCUCGUUGCAGAGAGUCAGAGUGAGGCCACCGGCGGUGGUGGGCUCGGGCCGGGUCGGUCCACGCCAGAAAGCGCGUGCGAGCUACAGCAGCCAGUCGGAAGACGAGCAGCACUCGCCCCAGAGGCUGUCCCGAGCAGCGGACCCGGCACGGAGCAUCGUCCAGACGGUGAGGUGCAACCCGGCGUCCCUGAGACCUCCCCUGCCCCCCGGCCACUCGCCGGGCGAGGGCAGGCAGGGCAGGAAGAGGAACAUGCGGGGGGACUGCCCCAAGAAGGAGCAGCGUCGGACGGACAGCACGGGCUCGUCCAGAGGAAACGACUCGGAAGGCGCGGGGGAUGAAUCCUGGGAGGACGUGACCACCAGUGGGACGGAGAGCGCUUGCGAAACUUCAGAGGACAAAGCACACUCCGCAAACAAGACCUGUGGAGAUGCUGUUGAAAAUGUUAAAUCUCGGCCAUCUGCAAUUUCUGGAAAUUUAAAUGGCGGAGUAAAAACAGCGAUUCUAAAUGAGAAACCAACUAGAGUUAAUAGAAUUUUAGAAGCAGAAAAUCUCGACAUUGAUGGGAUACCUCGGUUGGAUACUGCCCACUUAAAGUGUUUGGAGUCCGCUGAUAAGCCCUACAAUGAUGAUUACAUCCAACACCGGGAGCUAGAUGUGGAUGGGUAUUUUUCAGCAGUUAGUAAUAAAGAUGUUUUGGAUCAUGAAUCAGAUCUUCUUGACGGAAGGCCAGUUGGAGGAAAAUGAAUCUCAAGGAAGGAAUGAGGCUGUGAGAAAUAUAUAAUGUUUCUAGGAAUGGAUCUUACUAUAUUUAAUCUCUGUAAACUCAUUAUCAUUAUUCAGUACUAUUUGUAGUGUUUUUACACUAGAAUUUUUAUAGCAGGAAGUGUUUAUAAAAAAAAUAUUUAAAUUAUUUAUUAUAUAUUAAAAUUUGUUGAUAUUUCUGUAGUAUUCAUAAUGGUUGAGUAACUAGUUUUAACUAAUUUAGAGUAUUUAUUAUUUAUAUUUAAUUUAGGGAGAUAUAUAUUUUAAGAUAACAAGUUUUUUAUAUGAGGUAUUAAACAUAUUUACCCAACUUUCACACUUUUAAUAUGAAUUGAAAAUAUAUUAAAAGAAAAUACUGUUUGAAAUAUUGUUAAAAUCAGGAAAGAAUGUUUUUUUAUCUGUGUAUAAGUAAAAAUGGUUUGUGAAAAUGUGUUGUGAAUUAUUUGGAAGGUUGUGUAUGUACAUGUAGUAUAUGCAUUAUCUCUUGCAGAAUUUAGUCUAGUUGACAUAAAAUUUGUAUGACUCACAUUGGAAGAGAAAGUGUUGAUUGGCAACAGCUCAUUUUCCUUAAUGUUAAAACAUGGAAAAUGUGGUACAAAGUGAGUGUAUCAACAGUACAGAUUCAGAAUGUGUUCUUAACAUUUGCUGCUGCUCUAAACGCCAAUGGUACUAAGUACUUUUAUAGUCUUUACAUGAAUGAGUGCACUUUCUGUUCAUUCUGGAAGUAGUUAAGUGUGAUGUUUCCAUUGAAACACAACUGUGACAGUAGUGAUCGGGUAUUUAUAGAUUUCACUCGGCUUUUCAGAAUAACGAGAGGUAUCAGUGCUUCUUAUAGUUUUGUAGAAGAUUAAAUUUAUUACAGUAAAAGCUCUGAAAUCUGGUUUUAAGUUUGGGACCAUGAUCAUGAUUAGCGAUUCUGCUGGAUUAUGGAAUGUCAAUAUACCCUUAUUUACCUGAAUACACCACAUCCGUGGAUCAUAAACAAAAACAUUUGUUGUUUGAAUAAGCAUUGAAAGAACUAUAAAAAAAUUGGUUGUCUGUAAAGUCGGUUUACGGACGAUAGUUUAACGUGACAUAACAAAACAUUGAUGAAAUGAUUGCAUACUUUUAUGAAUAAAAUUGAAUCAUUUUUAUUGAAUUAUCACUAUUUUGUAUGGAUACAAAGGAGUGAAAUGAAAUCUACAAUUUAAUUGAUAAAUUUGCUUUUAUUUGCACUAAUUAAUUCAAAUAUGUUUAUUACUUUAACGAAGAGAUUAUUUUAACUAUAACUUUUAUACAUGUUUGCUAUUGAACUUCUUCCAAUCUGUGUUAUUCUGUUAAGGAUAGGACGAUGAUAGGAAAAGUAGGAAACGAAUAGGAGUGUUUCAAGUUUAAUGUGCCUCGAAAAAGUCAAAUCAAUGGUGGUUCCAAUCGAGUGGAAGAGAGAUAGAUGCGGCGCAAGCGUACAAUGAGCGUAACGGGAUAAUGUGCGUAACGGGACACUUUUUCGUGCGUGCAGCCAGCGUUCAUCGAUUUAUUAGACGUCACGUCAAAAACACCCUUUUUUUUUACCAUAUUUUAAAUUUUCUAUUGAAUGUCAUAACAGGACACACUGGCUGGUGGAAGUGGUGAGUUGGCUGUUCGUUUUCUUUGCCACGCACAUCAUAAAUACAGUAGACUUCUGAUUAUCCGGGUGUGGAUUAUCCGGUUUGAAUAUUAACCGUGCCAUAUUAAACUUUCAUAAACCAUAAAAACAAAAAUAAUUUUUUAUUUUUUAUUUCUAUGUGCCCUCAAUGCAACGGCACUUGUGUAGCAUUAAAUACAAUGCAAUGAAUUAAUAAUGUGACGGAUCAACAAACAAUAUUUUGCUUUUCCUCAACAGCUAUUCGCUUCCUUAAAUGCAUAAUUAAUUAUUUCAGCAAACGUUUAUAUUCCGCCAUUCUGCAUGUCACCAACAGCUUUGGAGAGAAAAUCCAGAAGCUUUCAGUGCUAGUUUACCUUGAGCUACUAGGAUACGCUAGUGGAAAAUCAUGGCAGACAUGCAUUUAGUAAACAAGAGUUGGGAAUUACGUUAACAUGUUAGAUAAUCUUUCUAAUAAUAUAAAACUGUAAGUUUAUGUUUUUUCACAUGUAAAUUUUUUUGCAUGCCGCGUGCGCACGUAAAAAUUCAUUCUCAUAUUUUUUAUAAAGCAUCUAAGGAAGUAUAACCUAUUAUCACUACUAUUCACUUCAAUAAAUGUUUUUAAUGAUAUGGACCAGUAUUCAAUAUGAAUCAAUAUAGUAUAAGAUAUAAAAGCACAUAUAUGAUUUUUAUUUGUAUGUUGAUUUUUUUUUAUCUUAAGCAUUUUUUUUAUCUUGUAAAAUUUUUGUUGUAUAGUGCAAGCACAUGGUAAAAAUUCACUCAUUAUUUUAUUUAAUAAUGCGCCUAAAGAAGUAUAACUUCAAAAACACAGGAUGUGUUUAAUUUUGUUACAUCCUGAAAAUGUAACCUACAAUUUCAGAAAAAAAAAAAGUGGAAUUUGCACAGUGCCUUUGUUGCGGCCAGGGUUUUAGGAUGGCCGCUGGGGUUGGCAGGGGUGCCAAAACUCAUUUCUUCUUCAUUCACUUGCUCAGUCAGCGGAUGAAAGAUUUUGAAAAUGGAAAAUAUUAAAUUUUAUUCACAUAUUAUUGCAAGUUUUUUUUGCUAUCAGAAAAGUGCUCUCAUUUGUGGAUUAGACUUAAGUGUCCACUAUUCUGUAGCAGUGAUUACAAAUAAAUUACCAAACUAUUAAAUACUUCUUAUAAUAUGUUAAAACCUGUGUUAACAAUUUUCAGCAGUUUCCAACAGAAAAAAUCUAAAAUAGAAUCAAAAAAGUCAAUUAUGACUGAUAUGUAGUAAUUUAUUUUCUGUUCUGUCUCUGUUAAAUCACUGUUUCUCUACCUUGGCUUGAUUAUUUCUGAAUACUGUAACUGAUAACUCCAAGGAAAUCAACAGAUUAAAAAAAAAAGGGAAAGAAAGUUAGAUUAAAGAAAGGAGUUGAGGAUAAUUACAUUGAAAUGGUGUAAUUUGUUUGAAUAAAAAUAAAAGAGUGCCUUGAAUAUUGAUGGAUGUGAGAAUAAUUCAAAGGAGAAAUAGAAUUAGCAUCCAAAGGAACAAGGCAAAAUGUAUAUGAGGACAUGAAAAAGUAGUAUUUAAUUUAAUUUCAUCUCUGGCUGUUUUUUUUUUUUUGUUGGAGUAAGGUUUUUUUUCAGUGCAUGCAUUUUACAGAUUUAUUGUUUUGGAUGCAGUGUGGACCCACAAGCAUGUGUUCAGUAGUUUUUCUGUCUUUCUUGGAAAACAUAAAUUGUAUCUUGUGUAAGAUGUGUCCCCACAUCCUUAACCCUUGAAGCCCUCUCAUUGGAUCUGCGACUGUUUGGACGUAUAUUUUUUCGAGUUUGAAAAUAUUUAGUUCCAGCAGAUACAUAUGUGUGUGUUGUGUGUGGCUUUAUAAAGUGAAUUUAAUUUUGUUGCAAAUUUUAAAUUCUGCGUUUGUAUCGUUUACUGUUCUAGAUGUAGGUGACUGGCAUACAAUUUGGAAUAAAAUAAUGUGAUUUUUAAGAAA
This is a messenger RNA of Bacillus rossius redtenbacheri, 5416 nucleotides long. RefSeq names its product coiled-coil domain-containing protein 9-like. NCBI's taxonomy places the organism in Eukaryota, Metazoa, Arthropoda, Insecta, Phasmatodea, Bacillidae. The transcript has 7 exons. Bases 267 to 1838 code for a protein of 523 amino acids. The record is from RefSeq and is a predicted model, not a curated record.